GCUUUUAGAGUAACCUGUUGAGUCAACGUGAUGGUAAGGAAAAUUCUACAGGAUGUAGAGUGAUCACACAAAUUGUCUUGGUAACAACAUCUGUGUAAAUAUUCUAAUCGGAAUGAAUGAAACUAAUAUCCUUUCUUGCCAGUGUCUACUGAUUAGGACUGAUUUAGCGUAAAAUCAUUGUAGUAAUCACCUCGGACAUACGGAUGAGCUGACGCGAUGGCAGAGAAAAUUCUACAGGAUCUUGAAAAAGCCUCACAGAUCGCUCUGGCACCUCCUGAUGUUGUGACAUCAGAGCAGAGACACGCAGCAGAGGCAGUUAUCCUUGAAUUUCGUAAAACCAAGCUUCCCUACAACCUGUGCAAGUUUAUUCUAGAGAACAGUAAAUCUGACUAUGUUAUGUUCCAAGCGGCCACCACCAUUAAGGAGAGUGUGGUUCGGGAAUGGAUGUUACUUGAGGCCUCAGACAUUGAGUCACUGAGGUCAUUUCUACUGAGAUUCAUUACGCAGCAUAUCACGUUGAAGAGCUAUGUGAGAGAGCAGAUACUGCAAACAGUGGCAGUCAUCCUUAAACGUGGAGAAGUGGACGUUAAAGGAGCCAGCCGGGAUAAUAUGUUCCAAGACGUCACCAAUCUAGUCAGCAGUGGAAACGUUACCAUGCAACUAGUGGCCUGUUCCAUGCUGACAGCCCUCCUGAAUGAGUUUUCAAGCUCCAGCAAAACCAGCAAUGUUGGAUUUACGUGGGAGUUCCAUUCCAAGUGCAAGAAGGCUUUUGAGGAAAAUGAUUUGAAGAGGGUUUUCUUGUUUGCCCUGCAAGUUCUGUAUGAGAUUGAGAAACAACCCAGUCCAUUGAGCCGGGAGACUACUGCCGUUCUGAACCGACUUCUGUCUAUAACCGAGAGCGUUUUGUGCUGGGAGUUCACCCCCAAACUCAGUUAUAGAAGACAUGUUGGGUCAUUUGAAAUGAACGAGAAUGUUUCACUUAAACCUGACGAAUCGUGGAGAAGUACUCUGCUGGACAAAAACAUGCUACAGUUGUUCUUCAAUAUUCACAAGAAAGUCCGCUAUAACUCCGAUAUGUCCCAUCAUUCCAUGACUUGCCUAUCCCAGCUAGCAUCACUGAAUGGCAUUGUGUUUCCUGAUGACAAAGCUCGAUUGGAAUAUCUCACAGCAUAUAUCAGCUGUCUUCUAGAUCUUCUAUCGGGCAUUGACCUACAGGACUACGAGAAUCUGGGCGUGGCCAGCACAUUUAAGAACCUCAUUCUGAUGUUUCCCGUGUCCCUGCUGGACGCUCUCCCCAGGGAUUUGUUGACCGUAUUCAUCAAUCACAUGACACGACUCACCUGUGAUAUGGGCAAGAAUGCUGCCAUGGAAGAGGCUUUACACAAGGACGACACGCUAUACAUGGAAGCCUAUGAGAAGAUGCUUGAAACCUGGAUGGACCUGGUCACCAACAUGAAGGACCUCCCCGUGGAAGUGCUGUACCCCCAGGCUCAGGAGGUGUUCAACACAUAUGUACAGUGCCACAUCAGUGCUCCAGAGGGCACCAGGACUCAGAAUGGGAUGGAUGCGUACACUGACACUGACGAGGUGGACGAGGUUGAGGAGGAGGACAGAGAGAGAUUUGCUGACCAGCUGUGUAGUAUAGGAAUUCUGGGAAGGCUAGCUCCUGAGCACUGUGUGCCACUACUAGCAAAAAUUCUGGAGAAUCGUGUCAGUAGGUUAAAUGGCCACCUCCACCGGUUACAGCAGCAGUCGGCAGCACCUCAGAAUUGUCAGCUAGACACCUCUCAUCUCAACUCAUUGUACGAGGACCUCCACUGGAUUGUUCUAAUCACCACCCAUGUGUUAACAGAAGAGUGUGAAGGAGAAACUCCCAUGAUUCCCUCAGAUAUCAUGGAUUAUUCCAUUAGUCAAACCAAGAAAACUGACCUGUCCACCACUCUGCAGGUUAUGGCAUCUCCCGGACAGACUAUAGAAAGCAUUCCUGGUAGUGAUAGCUCAACAGAUCCAGUUGUCAGGUUAAUUUCGGCAGUAUUCCGGCUGUGUGAAGUGGAAAAGCAGGCCAUCCAUUCCAAACUGAGUCACAUCCUUAGCCCCCAGGUGGGGCGAUCUGUCAUGUGCUUCCUCAGGAGGUGGGCAAGGGCCUAUCUACUGCCAGACGAAAGCUACUACACAAAUGUUAGCCCUGCCAUUUUUUCAGCCUUUGGGAGGGACACAGAUGGUGCUCAAUGGACCACAUCCUUCUUGCUAGACAAGAUCAUCUCUAACAUAGCCAUAUGGACCGCGGAGGAGGGACUGGUGGAAGAUUCGCUUCAGUUGCUAGUGUCCCUAGUUGAUCAACGACAAAAAGCUACAUACAUAACAAAGAGUGAACUCCUUUGGAAUAUUGCCAAGCAAGAAGCCAAUCAUCAGCCACCUCUAAGUCUGCUGCCGUCUAAACCCAGACGUAGUUUGUUAAAGGCCCUUGUAUUGGCUGGAUCUGGAGUGGAAGACGACACUCUCCGAGAAGGUUUUUGGAAUUGUGUUCUAAAGUCACUUCAUGACAGAUUUCAUCACAUCAUCUCUCAGGAAAAUUUCUCCCGGGUAGCCCAGGUAGUGGGUGUGAAGGCAGCCUUGAUCACGAUAUUGGAGUCUCUGUGUGGGGUCGCUGAGGGGACUCGUAUCGACAAUGUACAACGACUUUUCAACUUCUUCCAACCUCUCCUGCAGGAGUGUGUCAAACUUCUAGAUGUUUACCACAACUGUGAGGACGUUGUGCCAUUGGUCAUUGAAUUGUUUAAUGAAGUGGUGCAGAAAGAGCUGUGUUAUCUAGGGGAGACAAACUCCAGAAAGCUGUACGAGUUGUGUUUGUCAGCAAUACAGAUGUAUUCGAAGCACAAUGCUGGUCGUCGUACAGUCACCGAUGAGGAGGAAGAGGAUCGGUACAAUGAUAUUCUGCUGCUGAUGGAGCUGUUGACCAACCUACUGUCUAAAGACUUCAUCGACUUCAGUGAUCCAGCAGAGGAGGUGUUCCCUCAGAACGAUGGACAGGUGUCUGCAGCGGAGGUUGUUUUGUUUGGACUGAACACCGUCAUUCCGUUGAUGAGCGAGGAUCUUCUCACAUUUCCCACCUUGUGUGUUCAAUACUUUAAACUGGUGACCUUCCUAGCAGAGAUUCACCCUGAGAAGUUUUCAUCUCUCCCAGAGAACUUAUUAAAUGGUCUAAUGGCUUCAGUGGAAUUAGGGCUGUCCAAAUAUGGUUCAGACAUCAGUAGAAUGAGUUUAGAGAUCAUCACCUCAUUAGCAUCAUAUGUAUUCCAGUCCCACCAAUCAGGAACCAUCUUGUAUUCUCACAUGGCAAACUUUCUUAAGCAAGUGUUCAACAUGUUGCUGUUGGAGACGUUUAACAUGGAAUUAUUAGAAGUGUCUAGUACCGCCCUGUUCUGUCUGAUCUGCUGUCAUCAGAAUGGAUAUCGUGACCUUGUGAACCAGCUACUGCAGCACCAGACGGACCCCUUGUAUCACCAACGUUUGCUGGAGGCCUUCAACAACCUGACCCCGCCCUCACUCAGCAUGUCCAUCAACAGAACCAGCAAAAUAGCAUUCAUGACCAACUUUGGCAAUUUCCUCAUCAACGUUAGAGGAUUCCUUUGUGUUAAAUAAAAACAAAGCUAAUCCCUCAUAUCAGAGGACUUUUUCAGAUCGUAAACUGAUGAGGCUGGAGAACUGUGUAUGUAAUCCUCGUUCUUGGUUUCUUUUACUGAGAGACCUAAGAGGCUUGACCCGGUUUAUGCAAUCAACUGCAAAGCAUCAUGGGAACAUUGACAAUCAGAGAUGGUCAUUAAAGGCAUCCCUUGCUUCAGUAGGUUAUUCCCGCGGGUGCCUUUUGUUAGUGAUUCUGUUCAUACCAGUUUUUUAUGCCCCUCAUGACUAAAUUUUGGGGCAUAUUGUUUUUGUCCUGUCUGUCUGUCUGUGUUUUAACUUUAACCUUGCUCAUAACUCUUGGUUGAUGAGUGAUUUUAUUUCACAUGUGCAUUCCUUGAGACAAAACCUUUCAUUUUUUAUACCAAAGUUUUUCACCUUCUUUAUUGUUUCUUUGUUGCCAACGGGGGCAUAGUGUUUCAAAAACACAUAUUUUGUUUUCGUUUUCUUAUAACCAGCAUUACUUAAUCUGAAACAUUGUGUUGUGAAUUUAUGCAGCCCAUGACAUAAUUUCUUUUCUACACAACACUUUAUGACACAAGUACCUAUGCAUUAUAAAGCACAACAUAUCAGAUAGUGCAAAUUACCACAACCAAUAAAGGGAGAUGUUUUAUUGUACAUGAAUUUGCAAUGUUUUCUGUGUUCAAGCAGGCAUUAUUGAGACUCCCAACAUUGAGAUACAGAACUGCACAUUUUUAUUUUUGUUGAAUGCAAUAUUCACUCAGCACUUUUAUCAGCAAAAUAUUUGUUAAUGAGAAGUAUAACCUAUUUAUAUAUUAUUUUAAACUGAUUUUAGUUAAUGGUCAUUGGCUUGCUUUGUAUAAUCAAUGUCUUCUUGAAAAAAAUAUAUUCUAUCAGUUUUACUCUUUUUUUUUAACAAUACCACCAACAGCUUUGUUUUUGUACAAUCCACUUUUGUUUGAGACUCUACAAUAUAUGUAUCACGUGACUAUUCCUUUUGUUUUGUGGUAACCAAGGAACAAGUUAUUGCUCAGUGUAUUUUUGCAUGGAGAUCAAAAUUCUGAAUAAAAUAUUUACCUUCUU
Molecule: messenger RNA, 4725 nt
Organism: Ostrea edulis (European flat oyster)
Lineage: Eukaryota; Metazoa; Mollusca; Bivalvia; Ostreida; Ostreidae
Product: exportin-4-like
Exons: 25
Coding region: 217-3642 (1141 amino acids)
Biological process (GO): protein export from nucleus
Cellular component (GO): cytoplasm; nuclear pore
Molecular function (GO): nuclear export signal receptor activity
Source: RefSeq, a predicted model, not a curated record